AUGGUAUCCAAGUCUCUUGAUCAUAUCUUCCUUGUUUCUUUCCCUGCCCAAGGCCAUGUAAACCCUUUACUUAGACUUGGCAAACUUCUUGCCUCCAAAGGUUUGCUUGUCACCUUCUCCACUACCGAAGCCACUGGCAAACAGAUGAGAAAGGCCAGUGACAUCACAGAUGAGGCGACCCCGUUAGGAGAUGGCUUUAUCCGGUUUGAAUUCUUUGAAGAUGGAUGGGACGAGGAUGAGCCUAGGCGCCAAUUAGACCCUGACCAAUACUUACUUCAACUUGAGCUUGUUGGCAAACAAGCAAUUCCUCGAAUGAUCAUGAAAAAUGCAGAGCAAGGGCGCCCUGUUUCUUGCCUCAUAAACAACCCUUUCAUUCCUUGGGUUACAGAUGUGGCUGAAAGUCUUGGUCUCCCUUCUGCAAUGCUUUGGGUCCAAUCUUGCUCUUGUUUUGCUGCAUAUUACCAUUACUAUCAUGGUACUGUACCUUUCCCUGAUAAGGAACACCCUGACAUAGAUGUUCAAUUGCCAUGUAUGCCUCUCUUAAAAUAUGAUGAAGUUCCUAGCUUCUUACACCCUGCAACUUCUUAUCCUUUCUUGACGAAGGCUAUUUUAGGACAGUACAAAAAUCUUGACAAGCCAAUUUCCAUCCUGAUGGAAACAUUCGAAGAGCUUGAAUCAGAGCUUAUCAAGCACAUGUCCGAAAUCUUCCCCAUCAAGACCGUUGGUCCACUAUUUAGAAAUCCUAGGGCACCAAAAACAACCGUCCAUGGGGACCUCCUGAAGGCAGAUGACUGCAUCGAAUGGCUCGACACAAAGCCACCUUCAUCAGUUGUUUAUGUGUCUUUUGGCAGUGUCGUAUCCUUGAAGCAAGACCAAUGGAACGAGAUCGCUUAUGGGUUAUUGAACUCUGGUGUCUCCUUCUUGUUGGUUAUGAAACCACGCCACAAAGAUGCAGGGCAUGACCUCGUUGUCCUGCCAGAUGGGUUCUUGGAGAAAGCAGGUUACAAUUGCAAAUUGGUGCGAUGGAGUCCCCAAGAGGAAGUUUUAGCUCAUCCAUCAGUUGCAUGCUUUGUAACGCACUGUGGGUGGAACUCUUCUAUGGAAGCACUCACAUCAGGGAUUCCAGUAGUGGCUUUCCCUCAAUGGGGUGAUCAAGUAACUAAUGCGAAAUAUUUGGUCGACAUCUUCAAGGUUGGUGUGAGAUUGUGCCGCGGAGAAGCAGAAAACGAACUUAUUACUCGAGAUGAGAUAGAGAAAUGCUUGUUGGAGGCCACAGUGGGACCUAAGGUGUUGGAGAUGAAGCAGAAUGCACUAAAGUGGAAGAAGGCAGCCGAGGCAGCAGUGGCUGAGGGUGGUUCCUCCGACAGGAAUGUACAAUCUUUUGUUGAUGCUGUAAAGCGAAUAAGUAUUGAGAUUGCUACCAAGUCUGUUAGUUCUAAUGAGGUUGUAGAGUUUGUGGGGGUAAAGUCCAACGAGCAAGUUGUGGAACUGAUGAUUCACGUAAAGAAUGGAUUCGGUUGUAUGAACCCGCAACGGCCUGAAGCUGAAACGAUGGCGUUCAAGCCCAAGCUUCAAUCAUUGCACUUUUACCGCACCGAUGCUCCCGCACUGAAUUAUUGUCAACCGAACAAAUCGAAUCCUGAGACGAGGGUAGUUUUAAAAGGAAAACUUUGCUUGCUUCACGAGUUAGAAAAGCGAAGUUUUAUCUUCUCCUAA
Molecule: messenger RNA, 1716 nt
Organism: Dovyalis caffra
Lineage: Eukaryota; Viridiplantae; Streptophyta; Magnoliopsida; Malpighiales; Salicaceae
Source: the annotation of a GenBank genome assembly